CCAGCCUCGAAAUUGUUGGUCCCCAUCCAAGCCACUCACUUCCCUUGACAUCAAUCCAAACAGCCAAAGGCCUACUCAUCUCAAACUUCCUAAAAAACCCCCACUCCACUCCCCCUUAUCAAGCACCGACAAAUUAGUUGAAAUGGGCGAUAUCAUCGACUUGGAUUUGUUUGCUGAGCUUGUCAGGCUCGAUCAACAACAGCCCUUCCUGGACGAGCAGAUAUCAAACUAUUUUUACCCAUCGUCGAAGUGUAUAUGGGCUAUGAUGGAUGAGUUACGCAGCGGCGAUUAUCGCAAGCUGGAACAAGAAGCAAUCGAGCUCCGAAUAUUGGCGUCCUCAUUGGCAGUUGUGCGUGUGGCACAACUGUGCACUUUCGUUGAAAACAAGUGCAGAUCAGGCCUCGUCGAUAGGGACCGACUUGAGAUAGACACGAGGUUGCAAGUCAUGGAACUGGCAAACCAGUUCGCCCAAGAUUGGCUGGUCAAGGAAUUAUAUGCUCGAAGGGAAAGGCGUCGCUGAGCGCGAUGGAAAUCGAUUCCUUUACAUCUCUAUCCGAUUCUCAUCUGUUGUUUUCAAAAUUCUCAUGUUCAGCCUUUCACCCUUUCAUGAAUUUUAUAUUUGUUUGAUCUUCAAUACCAAGAUGCAAAGAUAAUGAUCUCCAUACGUAUAUUGAAACACAUAUACCGAUCUUCU
This is a messenger RNA of Puccinia graminis f. sp. tritici CRL 75-36-700-3, 694 nucleotides long. RefSeq lists its product as uncharacterized. Gene Ontology annotation, biological process: phosphorelay signal transduction system. The record is from RefSeq and is a predicted model, not a curated record. The transcript is spliced from 4 exons. Lineage: Eukaryota; Fungi; Basidiomycota; Pucciniomycetes; Pucciniales; Pucciniaceae. The coding region runs from base 143 to 520 and encodes 125 amino acids.